GCCGGUAGCUGCCCGCGGGGCUGGCCGGGAAGCAGCGCUCCUUGGCCCGGUCGGGGUCCGGCCUGGCCCGGGAAGGGCCUCGCCGGGCCGGGACCUGCUGGUCGCGGCCUGGCUGUUCCCCUCCCGUUGGAGGGCGGCCGGCGCGGGGCCACUGCGCAGGGCAGCCCCGGGACGCCUGCUGGGUAGCCGGCGGCUGCGACCGCGGGUGCACUCCUCCUCUCCACUUGCGUUUUCCCUGCUUUCUGCUUCCAGGCUCCGAGUAAUGCAGAGGUUGUUCACCACGGACUUUUGUCUUUGGCUGCGCUAAUCCGUGAAGCUCUUCCUCUUCCCCUAAUAAUGCUAGUGUUGGCUUUCAGGUAGGCGAGAUGCUACACGCUGGCCAUGGCUUUCAGGGAAGUGAAUGCAAGAAGGCAUGUUGGACUUCAGCAGCUUUCAGCCGUAGCGUUAGCUGGAAGAAUGCUAUUGGGGCCAAUGAAGUCAUACAAAUUUGUUGUGGACGAAAGCACCAACGAGAGCGUAUUGACUUGUUCUGCAGUCAGACUGAUCGAAAGUUUGGAUUUAAGUAGUGCUGCUGGACAGCUUCUUAAUGAAACCAUUCAGGCACAAAACAAGGAAUUUAAAACUGGUAUGAGUACCUUGUUCUUUCUUGUUGGCGCAUGGAGCAACGCCGUGCUAGAAUGCCUCCAGCAGAAUGUUCCUGUUUCAGUAAUAGUAUCUGUGAUGUCUGAGGGCUUGGACUCUUGCUGUGAGAAAGUUCAGUGUCUUCAACUAUCAAUACAUGAUGUAAAUAAAGACCUAUGUUCUAGCAGUGUUAGGACAAACAUUUUUGAAAACAAAACUUCCCAAGUUCCAUCUAAGAGUCUUCUAAAUCCUCAAGUGUGUUUUCAGAAAGGUAUUUCUGCAUCAGAAGAAGUUGCUCUUCAAAGAAGUGCUCAUUCCCAUCCAGAAGAUGGUUGUAAUUUUAGUAACAGUUGUCUGGUUUCAACUAUGACAGGCUUUGGUUCAGUAGCUUCCCUUGUUAAACCAGUGGAUGACAAAAGUAAAUCUGUGAUUUCUGGAAGUGGUGUUAUCACCUCUAGCUAUAAUAAAAAAAAAUUAAGCCACAGUAGAUACUUCAGCACUCUAGCAAAAAGCAAUUUUUCAAGUCAUUUGGGCAAUUUUGAGGGUUAUCUCUCAGGACAAUCAGCAUAUCCAUGUGAUUGUGAUGGUUUUGGACACCUGGCAAUGGCUCUGAGCCAUGGAAAUCAGACUAGCGUGAAACUGCUACAGAACAUUGUUGCAUAUCAACAACAGCGAGCUGAAUGCAGUGGUUCUUCCCAGUUUAAUAUCACAGAAAUUGUGACAUGCUGUUUACUGGGCCUGCCUGAAAGUUAUUCUUGUGUUUGCCCAGGCUUUAUCACGUUAGUAUUGCCGGAACAAGCCACAGUUAUCCGAUACCUUCAAGACAAACCCCUUUGUAUUCUGCUGAUGGAUGGCGACCUAACUGAACAAUAUCGCCACUUAGGUUUUAAUAGGCCACGUAAUGUAAGGACCAUAUCGGAGCCUCCAAGCAUACACGAAGGCAGAUCAGGAGACUUGUGGCUAGGCAGUGUGUUAGACGUUUUAAUACGUUUUGAGGUAAACUUGAUUUUGGUCAAAGGAAAUGUGUGUGAAAAAUUGAUGGAAAGAUGCAUCGCAAACAACAUAUUGGUAAUAGGUUCUGUGACUCUCAAUGUGUUACAUGCGUUUGGGGAGGUCUCCGGUGCCCAGCCGGUGACAUACCUCACUCAGCUGAAUGCCCGUUAUCUAGGGAGUGGGGCCCAGGUGGAGUUGUGGAGGGCCUGUGACGGGCGUGCGAUGGAGCUGGGUGAGUUGGUGCCAGUCAGCAUAAAAGUGCAGGGAAUUCCCCUGCUCACAGCCAUGCUCACCACUACUGUAGCUUCAAAGAUGCAGCUCAUUGAAGACCAGUUCUGGACUUUUGUGUAUCGACUGCAUCAUGCUUUAAAUGAAGGGAAGGUUUUUCUUGGUGGUGGCGCAGUUGAGCUCUUAUGCCUUAGUCACAUUCAGAUGCUUGCAGAGCAGUCUUUAAAGCCAGCAAGUACAAAUGCUGAGAAAGAGUUUCACAAUCCUUCUUGGCUGGCAGCAUCUUCGACUGAGUAUAAAUCAGUUGUGCUCCAAGCAUUAGCAAGUGGCUGGAACCAGUAUCUUUCAGUGGUUUUGUGUAACUCUGCAAAAGCCACUUCGGGGUUUGAAGCACAUACCUUAAUUAAAUGUCACCUCAAAAAAGCAGCUGACUGUGGCUCUCCCUCAGCAUAUAUACUGAAAGAGUUUAGAAGAGGUGGUAUGAUCCAGAGUGGUUCUGAUCCCUUCGCUGACCCUGGGGAGGGUUUAUAUGUUUAUGAUAAUGUUACAGCCAAGAUGGAGGCAUGGCGGAGAGCUCUAGACUUGGUGCUGCUAGUGCUUCAAACAGAUGCUGAAAUUAUCACGAGUCCCAAAAGGAAUCAGCUAUUAAACUCUCAUGUGUCAGGUGAGUUUAUGUUUUUAUAGGAAUUGCAGUUUGCAGGCUUUAUUUAUAAGUCUGUGGGUCAAUGGAUAGAAAAAUUCAGGUAAAAUCGACAUUUCUGCAUAGUUUAUAAAGUAAGCACUUAGACAUGGUUAGGACUUUAGAGUUUAACAGCGGAAAUCAGCAUAUGAAGCAGUCACAAGCUAGAUCUAAUUUCCCAUUUCUAGAAAUGGGAAUUAAGUAACAAACAAAAAUCACCUGUGGGUUGGCCCCAAACCCCAGCUGUGCAUUUCUGAAUAAUGAUAUAGGGAUAGAUAAAUCCAGCCAAACUGACUUCUCUCACCUCAUUUAGCAGAGCAGAUGUGCAGUUAAUUUUUCAUUAUCACCUACCCACUGGACAGCUGGGUAUCUGUCCAGUCUAGUUGGAGAAAAGCUUGAUACCUUGGAUAUACUUACAUGCUCAACAUGCGCUGCCUGUAUAAUGCAUUCGGACUUGUGUAUUGUGAGUAAAUCAUUUGUAUUUAAUGACUUCUAAAGGAAGGCAGAGAGUUCUUAGAUAAUGUUGGCAUACUUGUCUAUGUUAAAUGAGAGUAUAUAUGAAGAUGUAAUUCAUAACUGUUUAUUAAUAUCUUGCUUUCUUAGGUUCUGUACAUUGCAAGUGCAAGUGUCAACUCCUGAGUGUUAUAAGUGAUUGUAUUAUUAGGUCCUACUUUUGCAUGCUUAUAAGGGCCAUGUUUGUUUUGAAAUACAUACCUUUUGAAAUUUCUCAACUCUUGAUACAAAUUCAGGCUGAAUCACCCCUUUUGAUAUUAAAGAGUGGAUGUAUCUCUGCACAAAGUUUUAUUUUACUUAGUGAGUUGGAUUUUUAGGUUGUUUCCUUUCAUUUGAUUAUCGUUGUAGAGAAGAAGAAUGUAGUUGUAUCGCCAGAACUAAGCAGUGUGUUGGCUAAAAAUUGAAUAUGAAUCUCUCUGGGUUAUUGAGGCAGGAACAUUUUACCAUGUUUUAGCACUUAAAUUUGCAAGCAUAGCCAAGGAGAACUUGUGUUUUGUUGCAAGAAAGAAGUGCAGAUUAUGUGGAGAUGUUUUUCUCUGAAACCGGUGUUUUGAAUCAUGCUAACAGUGAAUGUCUCAUGAGCCAGGUGUAGGCAGAAUGGAAAAAGAAUGUAAAUGGUGGUAUGAAAGCUGAUUCCCGCUUUCAGGAAUUUUUCUAUCAAAAUGCUAAUCACUGGCAGUGUUUGGUUUAAGCACUUCUUUAUUGUGGUUGCUGGUGCUGUUUGCAGAGUCCACAGAGAAUUCCGUGAUAGUGAAAACUUAAGACUUGGGGUGGGUAAAGAGUAUCUUUUUCUGGGUCCUAAUUCAGUGAAAAGGCAGUCAGAAAACAGGAGUGGUUACUUUAUCAUUAGGGCCUUUCAUUCUUCUUAUUUAGUCUUUUAAAUGGAUGUUUUUCCUUCGGGACUCAUCUUUCUUGCAGUAUCUCCCCAUUCCAGAAGACAUUUCAGAGAAGAGCUGUCAGCUGCCUGAAACCCCCAUGACCACUGGCAGUCUCCCAGUUGGCCUCUGUGGAGCCUUAACACACUUCUCUCUACUGCGGUUCCCUGCUGGAGCCUCUCCGUUUGCUGGGAAGGCCCUUCCCUCUGCCUGUGCAUGUCAGGUUGGCUAAUUCCAGAGGGCUUGAGUUAGUGAAAAGGAAAGACAGUUCCUAAAUUGUCUCCCCUAUGGGUACCAACACAUUGUGGCAUUAUUUCCCAUUCUAACCAUUGAUAGAUAUUUGACAGUAUCUGAUCUUUUCUGCCUCCUCCAUGUUCUCCAGAUUUUUUGGCUUCCCUUGAUGUAUUUCCAUUUUUUAUCUCCAUAACAUGCAACUUGGUAACCUACACCACGCUCUGCUAAAAAUAGCCCUUUUCAAGCUUUCCUUAGAGCUCAUGUGUCUCCAUAGCUGGGAGCUCUCAGGAGAGGUGGGAUAGACUGUUGCGGUUCUAAAUUAACCUUAAGCAUGAAACGAAAUUGGGAUCCAUAGCAACAUCAUCCAUGUCUUGAACUGACUAGAAGUCCUGUCUUCAUUUUUACUAAGAUGAGAAUUGACCUAAAUGCACUUUAUCCUGGAGCUCUCUUCUGUCCUCCUGUAUAUUGUAGCAAAUCAUAUACGCUCAGAUCUUUCAUAGAGCUAUUUACCCAAGUGAUUCACAGUAGGUGAAUAACUGAUGUGUUCAGUAUAUAACAAAAAGAAAGAUGCGGUAAAUGAAAUUAACUGUGUUUUUUAGAGAUGUGUGUGUAUGUGUAUAUAAAAGCAAUGUUAUAUAGUAUAUUUCCAAAGCUUACAUUGAGCGUUCUCAUUGCUGUAUUGCAUGUGUCUGUAUUUAUACAUUUUACUUGCAUAUAAGUGGAAAGCUCUUAAGGAGGAGGUUGAAGGAGCGUAUUGUAGCUGUCUUUCGGAAAACUUAGAUAAAAACUUUUCUGUGUCUUGAAAGCUAUUCUCAUAGUAUUUGGCCAUCUCUGACCUGAAAAUGUAAAUAUUUUGCUUUCUAAUAAACUCCAGAAUUCAGUGA
Molecule: messenger RNA, 5027 nt
Organism: Dromaius novaehollandiae (emu)
Lineage: Eukaryota; Metazoa; Chordata; Aves; Casuariiformes; Dromaiidae
Gene: BBS12
Product: Bardet-Biedl syndrome 12
Exons: 2
Coding region: 382-2526 (714 amino acids)
Biological process (GO): chaperone-mediated protein complex assembly; photoreceptor cell maintenance
Source: RefSeq, a predicted model, not a curated record